UAUCUUGUUCAAUUGCUUCGCAUGAACGCAAAAACCCUGAACUCAGUUCCGCCUUCAGCAGGAGCGUCAAGGAAGGGUAAAAUCGAAGUCUUUCAGCUUUCACGGGUUGGAACACUGCCAUAUGAGCCAAGUCGACAUGGAAUAGCGGAUUCCCAAGCAAAUCCCUGGGGUGGACGAGUAUUGGGUCUAUCUCAUCGCCCCCCAGGAAUGAAGAUACAAUGGGCGAUGGCUGAACCCGCACGGAUAGCAAGCCUACCACUUUAAGCCGAGGUUCAAGCUGCGUAGCCGAUGAAACCUCCUGGCCCCCAAGUCGCCCGUUGCUCGGCUCAAUGACUUCCAGUCUGAGCACGUACCACCCGUUCAGUAAUUUCAGUAUACACGACAACGCCCCGCUCUCCUCGGUAGCUCAAAUACACCGUCCUUUCCUACUCCCUCCGACUCUUAUCCUCCCAUCUCAAAUGGCAUGUUCACGUCGAGGACCCGCGUUCUGGCUCAUCUUUGUUGCUCUAUGCAUCUCACUCUUUGCGUCUGCUCUAGAGAUGACCACGAUCUCCACUGCCCUGCCUGUGAUUGCCCAUGAUCUCCAUAUGUCGGGAUUCGUUCGGGCGGGGACCGCAUAUACCCUGGCGUCGACCGCAUUUCUUCCCAUGAGCGGAGGACUGGCAGAAGUCUUCGGGAGACAGCACGCGAUGCUUCUUUGUGUGACUCUCUUUGCGCUUGGAAGUGGGCUCUGUGGGGCUGCGAAGGAACAAUCGUUGUUCCUCGCUGGUCGUGCAGUACAAGGACUCGGAGGCGGCGGGAUCCGCUCCUUGUCUUUUAUAAUCCUGGCAGAUCUGGUGACUCUCGAAGAACGAGGUGUUUACGGUGUUUUUACUGGACUAACCUGGUGUGUCGCUGCUGUGGUUGAACCUAUGAUCGGUGGUAGUGUGGCAUCUCAAGGCUUUUGGCGAUGGCUUUUCUGUGCAGAUCUUCGAUGAUCUGCUCUCAGGACUCACUCUCAGUAGAUCUCAAUCUGCCUAUUUGCUUCGUUGCAGCCCUGUGUGUCUUGCUCUUUCUCCAACUUCCGACCCCAAAUGGAACGAUCCGUAACAAGCUAUCUCGAUUGGACUGGAUUGGGAACGCACUGGUCAUCGCUAGCACUGUUUCUUGCACAGCUGGCUUGACAUGGGGUGGUUCUGUUGCGCCCUGGAUUUCUUUACCAUUGCUCCUUCCGCUCUGGUGUGGACUCCUUGGACUAGCUUUAUUCAUGCUCUAUGAAGCAACGUUGGCGAAUGAGCCUCUGGUGCCAUUUAUUAUCAUGAGCAACCGAACGACACUGAGUGGCUAUGCUCAAGCAUCUAUAGUCAGCCUCGUCACAAUCUGUGUCAUCUAUCUUCUACCUGUCUAUUUUCAAGGGUGCAAAGAUACGUCGGCUCUUCGAUCUGCCGUUCUCGGUCUUGGGGUGGCUGCAUUAGCCCCAGCUGUUGUGUUUGCCGGGGUAUCAGUAACCAAAACCGGCCGUUAUCGACCGCAGAUGUGGACCGGCUGGUGUAUCCUUCUCAUCGGACUUGGACUGCUGAGAACUGUCAGACAAAACACGCCGAUCGCUCAUGCAGUGGCGUAUAGUGCGCUCAUCGGUGUCGGAUUGGGAUUGAAGUACUCGACGACCAUGUUCCCCGUUCAGGCGCCGCUGCCUGUCUCUCAAAGUGCUCGAGCGCUGGCGUUUCUGGCAUUUUCCGGCUCUUUUGCAGGCGUCUGGGGUUUGACACUUGGAGCCGCCGUCCUUGACAAUCAACUCAGGGUACGACUUUCAGCCGCAUUCUUGCAACAACUACCGCACGGAGCGGCCUCAGUUGCCUAUGAUGUCAUCCCACGGUUGGCCUCUCUCCCAGCCCCAGAGCGAAUGGACGUACAGAUCGCGCUGGCAGAUAGUCUAGCGAUGGUCUGGACUGUUCUGAUGGGAGUCGCCGCGAUUGGGCUGCUUGCUUCGCUUUUCAUGCGGGGACUUCCUUUACAUUCCAAGCUUGACAGUCGUUGGGCACUCCGGGACCGUUCGCCCCGAUCAUCUGCUCUCCGUUUUGAAAUGGUUACGCCGCAAGUCAUCCAGGUGCAUCUGAAUCCGGAGGGCUGCGGCGGAAAGGUGUAAUGCGAUAGUAUCAUAUCACACCACUAUCGUAGGCGGUGUGUAGCCGGCUAUCUUCGGUCGCGGUGAUUUGCCGUAGUCGAUGAGACUUGUUUAGGAGUCUUUCAAAAACUCCCACGGAGUUAACUUUACUAUGACGACGUACGAAGAAGCUUACCGCAUGUUCCCGCGUUAAUACCAACCACGACCACCUGCUCUAUAACUAAAGUAGCUCGUCUACACUCUCUUCUCGCAAAGCGAAGCCCCCUUCUCUCUCACACGCUGCUUCCGCGGCAUCUUUCUCCUCCAUUUUGAUUCCGGGGGUAUUUAUCCAAAGGAGAUAACGGUGCGAUACACAAAGUCAGGUGAGGCCCAUCAAUUUGUUCAAGGAUUUCUUGUUCUUCCUCCCGCCAUCUGCCGGCCUCCCCGUAUAGGCAGGACACGAGGCAAGGCCGUCCCAUCAUACACGAGGCUUUCGCGCUCCUUCCCGAGUGCCCGUGUCGUCGCGUCGUUCCCCCCAGACGCCGCCGCCUCCAAAACUCCAAAAAAAUCACAUCUUCGCGCGCGCCACACGCCUUCUUCGUUCUUACUAACCUUCUUCUUUUAUCUAUACGAAUGUCGCGACAGCCGACCAGAGAUUCGCCCUCGAACGACUCGUCCGUGGCCGGGGUGGACUCCCUGCUCGAGCAAUUGCAGGCGGAUAACAACAACUCAGAGGAGCCCUCGUCUGGAUCCGCCGCGUGUCGCAGUAUGUCGAAAGACUCGGAGGGCUAUCCAUCGUGGCUUCCCAAGCGCCCACUCCAUCCAGCGCCGGCCUCGACGUUCCAAGGGUCGAUCAAUGAUGCGGGACCGAGCGAGCAGCCGUUUGUUGGGGGGAGGAAGGCGACGCCGCGGUCCGUGCGCAUUGUCAGUAUGAACGACCACGACGCGUCGUACGGUGCCGAGAAGGAUCGGCGUGAGCCCACGGACCAGACGAAGGUUGGGGUCCCCGCGCCCCGUGUUUGGUCGCGGGGAAUGGGUGUGCCUCUUCCUGCUGGCUCACACGAACAGGCGCACCCACGGAUACCUCAGCCACGGUUCAAAGCCAAGGGACUGCACCUCGAACUGGUGCAGAACCCCGGAUUCAAGUCCCGUCUCUACUUCUUGCUGUUUCCACUGCUUGUGUUCGCACACAUACCACUGCAAACUUUCUUCGACUUCAAUGCCGUGUUCAUGUUAAUUCAGAUCGCGAAGUUUCCCAACCCAUUAGCUCCCGGUGUGCCUGGUUCCGGUCGCAAUUGGGAGUUGGCUGCUGCGGCCUAUGCCGCAUGCUGGUUGGUUUGGAUCUUUCCUGUCUUCGUUAUUUAUGAGUUGGUGUAUUCUUUCGCUCGGCGAUGGCGUGUCAAACGCCCUGUCAUGCUACCGCUCUAUCUUUCAUCCCCUGCAUUCAACUUUGUGUGCCUAUCGUCCUAUGCCAACUUCUGUUUCAUGCAGCAUUUGCGCUGGUCUGCGUUUUUCGGCGAGCAUGGCGGUAUGCGAGAUGGAUUGGCUGAAACGUUCUGGUUAUACUCCCAGAAUCUGCCCACCGUGAUUCUGCUUCUUCCCCGUGCAGGAUUGUGCCUGGCGCUGCUUUUGGGAUUCUGGUCCCCGGAUCCGCUCGUUGUGGCGAUGUCGGAUUCCGGAACGUCCAACCGGGACGAGACAUUCUUCCGUGCGGAUGGGACCUUGACUGGGUACUCUCGCGGUGUGCUGAUUGCUAGCGCGGUAUGGGCGGCCUGGAAGGCGUUGGUGGUUCUGAUCAGCUGGAUCGGGCUUUGGAUUCUGAGUGGUGCUGGUUGUGCUGGUCUCUGCGGCCCUCGGAACCGCUGGGAGGAAGAGGAAGCAGAGAAACGGAUGUCGGCGUUCAGCGACAACGUUUCAGAAUUGGAAGCGCUGCCUUGGAGCUGGAGGAUGGCUACUGCUCUCCGAGUCCAAGACACCUUCGAUUUCUGUCUCACUGUGCGACCACGGUGGACUGGCAAACACAAGGAGGAGGCGGCGGCCGUUUCCCAGGCCAUAGAGCCCAAACCUGUGGAUGGGAUGGAACAGAUCAUGGCGGGUAUUGGGUUGCCAACGGUGCCCGCAGCUGCUCGCCGGGGUGCUCUUUCUGGCGAUUUGUUCGACACGCCAAUCAGCGAGAAGGGCCCUGAGUUUGCAGACAUCAUCCCCAAGGUGGUGAAUCGGUCCUCCAGGGAGCCGUCGACUGGGCCUUCCGCGCCGCUGAUGGCAUUGCCGUAUCCGUUCACGACUCCGGGAGCGCAGGUGUCUUCGCAAGAUCGGGUACCGUUCCCGCCGUCUCCGGAGCCAACGGACAGCAAAGACUCGAGUGGCAGUUUGGAGGAAGUGGAGCAUGAAGACGAGGAUGAAGAAGACGAGGAUGAGGACGAUGAAGAGAUGCUUGAAGGGAUGCUCAGCGAAGGCCCUUCGUCAGGACGGGCUUCGGGUUCCAUGUCGAGUCUAGGACAGCCUGUCGCAUCUCGUUAUCCCUUCCAAUUCCGGCACCCCAAUCGCGGUCACGCUCGCAGCGGGUCGUCGGGUGCGGCGUCUCACAUGACUCCCGUUUCGCACAACACUCGGUCGACGCAGUCACAGAAUGCACGCUCAACGUUCUCCCGGGCGACGCAGUCUACUGGGAACCCGGAAUCGAGUGAAUCGCAGUCACCCCAGUCCCAACACACUCUCAGCAGUUCCGGCCUCGAAAGCAGGGAGGGCGGGAUACGCUACAAUAGUGCGGCCAGUGCGAUUCCGAUGCCACCACGCCAUCCGCGAAGCAGGACUCGCUCGCGUACCGUGCCUAAUACCGUCUCGGAGUCUUCGUCUUCGUCGUCUGGACCACCUAUUGAUUUCCCCAGAUCACGUGGUAGAAUGGACAGUCGCGUAACUGAUGCGUUUGGGGUGGUUGCGCCCAACGUCUUGGAGCCACCGCUUCCUGACGAGCCGGAAAUCACCGAGUCGGAGGGCUCACACGAAGCGGAGCGCGAAGACCAGCUCGGCUUAUUGUCACUUUCUGCUGCGCCCAGUCCUCGGUCCUCUUUCACUGCGUUACGUCACAGGGCCAGCAAUGUGUCGGGUCGAAGGGGUUAUGGAUCCAGUUCGUCGCACUCGCGAACACACUCGCAUUCAGGAACUUCGUCAUCCAGAUCUCGUGCUGAAUCGUUGAUUUCUGUUUCGGCCCGGUCAAGAGCUCAGUCUCUGUUGCAGAACAUUGGCGCGGCAUCCCAGUCUUCGAUCGAAAUUGUUCAAGUUGCCAUGCGCAAUCGGGCCAACUCAUCGAUGGCAAGGCUGGAGGAGGAUCUAUCGGAUUCACGGACCAACUCGCAUUCUCGAUCUGGUAGCGCCUCGGACGCUGUCCCAAGCAGUGUCGAGAAUCACACUUUCGGUAUGCCUUUGCACGCACAACCCCUGUCCGCACAGCCGCCGGUGCUGGAGACCAUGUCCGAAGGCUCGCCAGAGGUGUCCCCGGAGAGGCUUCCUGCGCCAGCUCCGUCAUCGUAUCUGUUGUCCUCGCAGUCACAGCUGUCGGUUUUCACCGCACCGUCGACCCAGCAGCUAUCGGAACGCACCGUGUCGCGCCCGCCCAGCUCGGAUAACAUGCUGAUGAUGCCUGAGCCCGCUGGAAUUCCGAUUCCGACGCUGCAGGUUCCGCAGCAAGGGUCGGGCGACAUGGGCAGCAGCUACCCCGAUGUGAGCACGGCUGCGGGCUCGUACGUCACCGCCGCACCCACCAUCGAGGGCAGCACGACCGAGUCCAGCGAUGGCCGGACCGUGUAUAGUCUCACUCAAGGGCCUUCUCAAAUGCAGUCGCACAUGGGCAACCGUGGUGGCGAGGCCUGGCAACCGUAUGGGCCUGCUUGAUCCGAGCGCAUAUUCUGUUUUCUGGGUUUUCCUUUUCUCGCCUCAUGUUACCCCAUCCUCCUCACCUGCAUCUUCAACCGCACGCUACUUAUUAGACCACAUUGACGUCGUGUAUCAUAUUACCACUUACCACUCACCUCCCCCCGCGUAACCAUUAUUCCCUUAUUUCCGUGUCCGUUAGUUAGUUGAAGUGGAAGGAUCUCAGAUGCUACAUAUAUUUCUACCACGCGACAGCCUACUACUAUUUUAUUUUUAAAUUUAGAGUAGCUAGCUGUUUCUAC
Molecule: messenger RNA, 6255 nt
Organism: Mycena citricolor
Lineage: Eukaryota; Fungi; Basidiomycota; Agaricomycetes; Agaricales; Mycenaceae
Source: the annotation of a GenBank genome assembly